AUGGUUUACCUUACAAAAAAUGAGAAAUCUGUUAUUGGGUCAGCAUUUGCAGCCUAUGUUCAAAGAAAAAACUAUUUAAAAAUUAUUAAACUGGAAAUUAAAAGAAGAGAAAUUUCAAAAGAAAUUUGGUCAACAGAAAAAUAUUAUAAUGAACAAUUAAAUACAAUUAUUGAAUUAUUUUUAAAACCAAUGAUGUUAAUUUGUAAACAAGAAUCAGUAGAAGGAUUUCAAUGGACUAUUAAAGAGAGUGAUAUUCAUUCAAUAUUUUCACAUAUAGAGAAUAUCUAUGGAUUAAGUAAUAUAUUAUUUGAAAAGAUUGAUCCAAGAUUAAAACAAUGGUCACCCGAACAAGGUAUGGGAGAUAUAUUUGUUAGUUUAAGUCCAUUUUUUAAAUGUUAUAAACAAUAUUCAGAAAAUUAUAGUAACUCAAUUGAAACAUUAAAGAAUCUUAGAACCAAUACACCACAAUUUAAUCUAUGGUUAAAAGCACGUGAAAAAGAUAUACGUUGUAAAUCAUUGGAUCUACCCUCACUAUUGAUAGCACCAAUUCAAAGGGUACCACGAUAUAUACUAUUAUUGGAAGCAUUAUAUACAGCCACCAAACCCACACAUAAAGAUUAUCAUCAAUGCUCAUUGGCAGCAACUCAAUUGAAAAAUAUAGCACAGGUUGUAAAUGACGGUAUAAGUGAGGACCAAAAUCGAAAGAAACUAAUAGCAUUACAGAAUAUAUUCGAUACACAUGCAAAAUAUUUAGGACCAUUAACUUACCCAAAUCUAGUGGAAGCGCACAGAAAACUCAUUAAAGAGGGCAAACUACAAAAGAAAUCAUUACGUGAUAAUUCCAUUCAAAAUAGAAUGGUUUACCUUUGUAAUGAUAUCCUAAUUACAAUUAGUUCAAUCACACCACUAUCUGGUACUACUAUUAGUAAAGUUGAUAAAAUCAUUCCAUUAGUAACUGCAAUGACAAUUUUCAACUCUGAAGAUACAACUUCUUUUUUUUUAGUUUCACCCAUUAAAACUCAUUAUUUCGUUUGUGAAAGCCAACAAGUACGUUCACAAUGGUUAUCUGAAAUUCAAAAUGCAAUCGUUCAACUAAUUGAAAAUAGUCUUACCCUAAAAGCUCAAAGAGCUCAAUGGGAACUUGUAUAUAAUGAUGGUAAUUGGAAAGCAAUUUCAACUUUACCAAAUCCAGAUUCUUCAAUUAAUGUUUUAAAUAGUUUUGAAAAUAAUUUUAAACCUUCUUUAAAUUCUUCAUUUGAUAAACAAAAUAAUAAUAAUUAUAAUAAUAAUAAUAUAGAUAAUAAUAAUAAUAAUAAUAGGCACCAAUCAAAUUUAAACUCAUCAAUUGAUUAUAAUUUAAGUAAAAGUCCUGAUAAAUCCAAAUUUGGCUCACCAAAUAGUAAUAAUCAAGAUGAAUGGAGACAUGGUGUUCCAAAACUAUCAAAUUCAAAAUCCUCAAGUUCAUUUUUAAGAUUUUUUUUUUCAACAUUUCCAAAUUUUUUUUUUUUUAGUAUUAGCAGUAAUGGAAGUAGUAAUAAUAGUGGUAGUAAUAGAAAUUUAAAUAAAUUUGGAUCAAAUAAUAAUACCCAUAAUAAUAAUAUUAAUAAUAGUAAUGAAAAUUCAGAGAGUGAAGGUGAAGAAUAUACACUUUAG
Dictyostelium discoideum AX4 is the source of this 1653-nucleotide messenger RNA. RefSeq lists its product as hypothetical. Bases 1 to 1653 code for a protein of 550 amino acids. The transcript is spliced from 2 exons. Gene Ontology annotation, molecular function: guanyl-nucleotide exchange factor activity. The record is from RefSeq and is a predicted model, not a curated record. Lineage: Eukaryota; Evosea; Eumycetozoa; Dictyosteliales; Dictyosteliaceae.